GCGCGCAGACGAUUUCAUGAGCGGUGAGCUGGAAGUAAGACUGUCCUAUGAUGAGCGCGCACCGGUGCCGGCUGUAGGGGGGAGAGGACGCUGACUGAACCGGUUAUCUUCGUAUAUCAAAAUCCUUUUUCAUAGUGUUUCAUGUUUUUAAUGUAGAUAAAUCCUUAAAGAGUUUGACUGAUUAAAUAGAUUAAAAUAAAAUCCCGAGGAUGCUUACAGACAUGAUUGUGGAGGAAGAAUUUGAGAUAAAGGAGGAGGAACCGUGGUACGACAAGCAAGACCUUGAACAUGACCUGCAGCUGGCAGCCGAGCUGGGGAAGACCCUUCUGGAGAGGAACAGGGAGCUGGAGCAGGGGCUCAAGCAGAUGUACUCCACCAACCAGGAACAACUGCAGGAGAUCGAGUACUUGACAAAACAGGUGGACCUCCUCAGACAGGUUAACGACCAGCACGCAAAAGUGUACGAGCAGCUUGACCUGUCGGCCCGAGAGCUGGAGCAGAGCAACCACAAACUUGUUCUGGACAACCGGGCAGCCCAGCAGAAGAUCCAAGGGCUUACAGAAACAGUGGAGCUACUGCAGAUGCAGGUGGAGGAGCUGCAGCAUCAGGUGGAGGAGCUGAAGCUGAGUCCCUUUCCACCUCAGAAACCUUUGCACAGAGAGAGCUGGCCUCGCAGCACUUACAGCGUGUCCUGUCUGCAGGAGCUGCAAAACACACUCAGGUACGACUACGAUCCCGACAAACCCUCAAAGGAUAUCGAGCCGUCUACCACAUCAUGGCAGGAAGAGGAGCAGGACUCGCUGCGACAGUCCCUCCAUGCUCUUCAGACACAGUUUGCCAUUGAGCGUGCUCAGAGGGAAGAAGCAGAGCGAGAGGCUGAGCUGCUCGCCAGAGAAAAUGCAGAGCUGGAGCAGCAGCUGGCCGGGAUGGCAGGAUGUCAGGCCAGACUGUCUGAGCUGGAGCGCGAGGCGGAGGAGCUUCGUCAGCUCUGGAAAUCAGAAUCCUCUACAAGAUGCAACAGGCCGGACGUCCUCCACGGCCUGCUGCCGCACACAGUGUUCCUCAACCCAGAGGAGGAGAAUGACGGAGAGGCAUCUUUGGCUAAAAGCCCCGCGGUCCUAAAGCGCUGGAGAAGUGAGCGGCUGAUGAAGGCGACGCAGAUGCCAGACUCUCCUGACAGGGUCUAUGACCACGAGUGCUCCUGUGUGCGCCGAGCCGAGGUAGUGAAAUAUCGCGGGAUCUCGCUGCUCAACGAGGUUGACGCCCAGUACAGCGCCUUGCAGGUGAAGUACGACGAGCUGCUUCGGCGCUGCCACUCUGAGGAAGACGAGCAGGACAAACUGAGCCACAAGUCAGUGCAGACUGCAUCCCUCAUCGCCACCACAUUCCCUCCUCUGACAGACAGGGAGGACUUUGAGGAUGACUUUCACCAGCCGGAGUACAAGGAACUCUUCAGGGAAAUUUUCUCCCGCAUCCAGAAAACCAAAGAAGACCUGAUUGAAAACCGGGGGAAACACUCAGCUGGGAAAGCUCUGCCUAAUUAAACACUUGUAAAAAGUUAAAAGGGGAAAAAACAAGAACAAAAAUGAAAGACUGAUAAGCUUUUGAAAAGCUUCAACAUAGCAGCCUAUCGGUGCUCCACCAGCCUCUAGUUAACGGUGCGUCUCAGAGGUGCUGAGCAGAAAGGGAACAAAAGCAAUAAAAGUUGUUGGCCAGGCAGCUAAACAAUGACUGCAUCUCGUCUCAGCUCUGUGGGGUCAUUAUCACAUGAUCACAAUCGCUUUUAUAUAUUAACUCCAAAUGGCGUUGCUGUUUCUGGGAAAUUUCCUACAUCAUUAUUAGGAAAUUAUGGACCUGUGAAACAGAAGACCAUCUCUGUUUUGGGAUUUUUUUUGUUUGUUUGUUUUAUUUCAGCUCAUGUGAGCUGAAAUACUUUAUAAUUUAUAGUUUUCUUCACCACUGUAGCAAAAAAGUGAAUUUCUCGAUGGUAGUUUUCCUGCACUUGUUAGAGUCACCAUUGCAAGAUUGACUAAUUAUAGGUAUACAAUGAAUGACGUAUUUGUGAUGGAGUUCAGAGGUGAUUUUAGGUGCUCUAAUAUAUUAGGAUUUUUGUAACUGAUGCAUUAUCCUCCUGAAUUUAUACUUGAUUGUCUUAUGGUAGUUUAGAUGGCUGUAAGCGAAUGUUAUAAUAAAGUUUACCAAAAUAUUAA
Oreochromis niloticus (Nile tilapia) is the source of this 2210-nucleotide messenger RNA. Its product is annotated as cerebellar degeneration-related protein 2. The transcript is spliced from 6 exons. Lineage: Eukaryota; Metazoa; Chordata; Actinopteri; Cichliformes; Cichlidae. The coding region runs from base 210 to 1544 and encodes 444 amino acids. The record is from RefSeq and is a predicted model, not a curated record.